UAAAAACUGAAAAAUUUUGAAAAUGACGGAUCAAAAACCAAAACUUCUAUCAAAUUUUCAGUAUUAAUGAAAUUGAUACUUAUUAGUUAAUUGAAUUUCGGACUGCUUUAUUUUUAUUUACCAUCAGUAUCUGAUUUUGGGCACAUCCAUAAUCCGAGAGCUUACGUUUUAAGCGGGACGAAGUUCAUUUCCUCCGGAUGUGAAUAAAACUGGUGGUGAUUUCAUCCGUUUAAUCAUCAGUCAUGAUGGAUUCGGAAGACACACCGUCAUCGCCGCAUCCAUCACCGACUGAACCGACCGAAACCGUCGUGACAGAAUCAGACAGCGAAGACCUGGUGGCAUCGGGUGACGCAGCACUCCACGCUGUCUCCGAUGAUAAGCCCCGCACCGAUUCCCCGACCAGCACGGUGGAGGUGCAGUAUACCGACCACCCGACCACGGAGGAUGUGGUGCAGGUGACCAGCAUCCCGGGAACGGCGGUGCGCGAUGUGGACGAAGAAGCGGCGCCUGUUGUGGAUGUUCCGCUGGAGACGACGGUGACGGAGGAUGAUGCCACUCCGAUUCCCUCCGAUCAUGAGGAAGAGAGCCUGCAGGAGCUGCAUGACAUACCGCUGGAGCUGCAGCGGAUUAAGGAGCCGGAGACGCUGCGUGUGGAUGAGGUGGUGACGGAUGGGGAUGCCCUGGCGCGCGUGCUGGAGGGCUUCUCCAAGGGAACACUCACCAGCCAGCAGGUGGCCGAUAUCGCACUCAAUGUGCUGGUGGAUGGCGAAUUCGACAUGGAACUAAAUCAUACCGUAAAAAAUCCAGAACGGUUAAUUCAGGUUACGGAGUUCCUCGACAAGUGUCCUCCCAGUUUACAGGCGGAAGUGUGGAGUGUUAUUGUGGCAUUUUUAAAGAAAAGUCUUCUGAAUCUGCAAAUUUGCACCGACUGUCAUAUGCUCUCCAUGCUGUUGGAACGUCUUCCUCGGUCUGAUGAUGUGGUUGGAUCUCUUUUGAUUGAAUUGUUGGGACUGCUGGCUAGCUACAACAUCACCGUGCGGGAGUUGAAACAAUUAUUUCAAGCGUUUCAAGCGGUGGACAGGAAGGUUUUGCCGAGGCACACGCCGAAGUUACUAUCGGUGCUGCAGCAGAUGCCCCAGCGAAAGGGUCCGGAUUGCUUUUUCAGCUUUCCGGGCACGGCUGGUUCGGUGAUAGCACUUCCGCCCAUCGCUAAAUGGCCUUGUCAGUCGGGUUUUACGUAUUCGACAUGGUUCCGGUUGGAGCCGAAGAGCAGCGUCGUGACAGACCAGGAACGUCUGCAUCUCUUCAGCUUUCGCACGCAGAAAGGCCUGGGAUACUCCGCCCACUUUAUUCCCGGUGGGAUCGUUUUCACAUGCAUGAAAGUCGUUGGCAAAGGCAUUCAGCAUACGCUGUUCUUCGAUUUUCAGCCACGAAAGUGGUACAUGAUUAGCAUCGUUUACCUGUACAAUCGUUGGAGUCGCAGUGAGAUUCGAUGUUCCGUCAAUGGCCAGCAAGUGUCGGCUACGGAUGUGAGCUGGUUUGUUAACACAAGCGAGACAUUUGAUCGUUGUUACAUUGGUGGAAGCGGCGAACAAACGGAAGACACCACAUUCCGCGGGCAGAUGUCCUCGGUGUAUCUCUUUAACGAGGCGCUUACUCCCCAGCAAAUCUUUGGUAUACAUGCUUUAGGAGCGGAUUACAAGAAUCAGUUCCGUCAUGAGAACGAAAAGCCCGAGUUGUCGGAGGAAUUACGGAAGAUUCUGUAUGACAACACCCUGUGUCAUGCGAUUGUAUUUCUGUACAAUCCGGUCGCCUGUGAUGCUCAGUUGUGCCUGGAAUCGUCGCCCAAAGCGAACCAGUAUUUUCUGCAUUCACCUCAUGCACUUAUGCAGCGGGAUGUACAAGCUGUCGUUACACAUUCGAUCUACAGUACACUCCAUUCGAUCGGAGGCAUUCAGGUUCUGUUUCCACUGUUCGAACAACUGGAUUGCCCAGUUGAAUCUAUCACUGAUGAAGCCCCGAAAAUUGAUUAUACGAUUUGUGGAGCAUUACUGCAGUUCAUCGGUGGUCUUUUGGAGCGGUCAGCGGCAGUCCAGCAGCAUAUGCUCCAGAGUACCGGCUUCAUGAUUCUGAGUUAUAUGCUGGGAAAAGCAUCCAGGCAGCAUAUUACGGAAGAAGUUCUUCACGCCAUUGUGACCAUGACGCGACAUUUGCUGAACAUUCCUAAUGCUUUACCGCUAGUGAAGCAGCUGUUUGAUUACCUGUUGUUCAAUCCGGGAUUGUGGAUACACACUAGUGUAAAGGUGCAGAUGGAUUUGUAUACAUAUUUGGCCACAGAGUUCGUGGGUAAUGCGGCCAUUUAUGGCAAUAUCCGCCGGACCAGUACCGUCAUUCAGACUAUGCACGCGCUCAAGCAUUAUUACUACGUUGUCAAUCCUACAAAUCGGAGCGGAAUUGAAAGCAAAGCAGAAAGUGAAGAAUUACGUCCACCUCGGAAGUCCAUCCUGGAUAUCCGUGCGUAUCUCUUAUUGUUCGUUAAGCAGUUGGUGUUAAAGGGCGAAGGAGUAGAAGACGAUGAGCUGGAUAGCGUACUGAAUUAUCUCCACACUGUCUACGAAGACGACAAUCUCCAUGACGUCCUGCAGUUGAUGAUUGCCCUCAUGUCCGAACAUCCACAAUCUUUGGUGCCGAGUUUCGACCGAUGUCAAGGAAUCCGGUCUGUCUUCAAGUUAUUGGCAUCAAAGAGCGAAAUCAUCCGCAUCCAGGCAAUGAAACUCUUGGCUUUCUUUUUACGACACUGCACAGCAAAAAGAAAAUCGGAUGUUAUGCAGCCGCAGAAUUUGUACUCACUACUUUCUGAGCGACUGCUGCUAAAUGCGGAUUCCAUCAGCGUUGCGGUGUAUAAUGUUCUUUUUGAGGUGCUCACGGAGUCGGUUACAAGCCAAAUAAUAUAUACACGUCAUCCUGAUCCUGAGAGCAGCCUGAAGUUUGAAAAUCCUUUGGUGUUGAAAGUAAUUGCGGUGCUUUUGCGUAAUGCUAAGCAGAUGCCAGAGUUGUUGGAGCUAAAGAAGAUUUUUCUUUCCGAUAUGAUGAUCCUGUGCUCUAAUAGUCGCGAUAACAAAAGAAUAAUUCUCCAGAUGUCAGUGUGGCAGGAAUGGCUGAUUAAUUUGGCAUACGUGUACCCGCAGAACCCUGACGAACAGAAAGUGAGCGAUAUGGUACACAGUUUAUUCCGAAUGUUGCUGUACCACGCCAUAAAACAUGAAUAUGGUGGAUGGAGGGUCUGGGUGGAUACCUUAUCCAUAGCUCACUCCAAGAUUUCGUUCGAAGAUUUCCGUUUGGAAGUUAGUAAGGCGUACGGAAUAUCUCCUCAGUCCCCAUCCGAGAAGCUUCCUGGAUCCAUGAGCAAUGGCACACUGUCGGAUCUACCGACCGAUACGGAGCAGUCGUUUUCGCCGACAGAAACGAAUGUCACAACAGACACCAUAACCAUGACUGAAAUCAGUUUGACAUCGGAAGAAGUCACCCCGAUUCCCAAAGAUAAACGUCCACCGGCUUUAUCCAAAGUGGGCAAACCCAGCGGACAGCAAGUAUUCCACUCGGGGCCAACGCCACCGGCAUUCAGAAUCCCGGAUUUCCGGUGGUCGGCAAUUCAUCAGCGACUGCUUUCCGAUCUGCUGUUUUCUAUUGAAACAGAUAUCCAAGCAUGGCGAAGUCACAACACUAAAACGGUCCUGGAAACUGUUAAGGCUCCGGAAAACGAGGUGUUCAUCACCAACACCUUGCACAUGAUAUCCCAGAGCGUGGACAACUUGAUUAUUGCCUGUGGUGGACUGUUGCCGCUGUUGGCGUGUGCCACCUCUCCGCAAAAUGAAAUCGAUAUGGUGGAGCCCAGUCAGGGCUUGUCUAUUGAUAUUGUCAUUGGUUUCCUGCAGCGGAUGGUCAAUUUGGUUGAUGUACUAUGUUUCGCGUCGCCGAUUAAUCUGGCUAACUUGGAAAAGGAAAAGGGAAUGCGGAAGGGAGGAAUUUUGCGGCAGUGCUUGCGCUUGGUAUGCACUAAUGCUGUGCGGAAUUGUUUGGAAUGUCGUGAAAAAGCCAAACCGAAAACGCCAAGGCUGCCCGGUGAGGAACCUGUGGAUGUGCGGAAAUUGGAGCAUAUGCAAAGUUUGAUCGGAGGCGUGCAACCUACACCAAAGAAUAUCGUGGAAAACCUGGUGGGUCAACAUCCGGUAACUGAUAUGGAAAAACUUCUGCAAGAUAUGGAUAUAAACCGGCUGCAAGCUGUGGUUUACCGUGAUAUUGAGGAUACUAAGCAGGCGCAAUUUCUGGCGUUAGCCGUUUUAUACUUCGUUUCCGUGCUGAUGGUUUCCCGUUACCGCGACAUUCUGGAACCCGAAGUUAUCGCCAACCCUGAAGAAUUAGCUAACGCCGCGGAAGUUCUGGAGCGUGUUUCACUAUCGCGCACGGCUUCCGUUAAUGAUCAGGACGCCUCCACCCGUUCCAUUUCAUCCGUGGCGGAUUCAGGGGAAAUUACCGCUCCUUCUGACAGCGAGAGUUUGAAACCGGUCCAUUCGACGGCGUCGUUAAAUGGCUCUCAAGAAGGUAUUUCGGCAAUCAAUGUCGAGGGGGAUAAAUCAGCGGGUUCGGAUGAAAUGACACCCAAAUACACUAUCAGUCAGCUGCCUCGGAAUGCCGCAAAUUUUGCUGUGGCACCGGUGUCGGUGGCUAAUUUAACGGAGAAACUGGAGAAGGCCCUGGGCACGACGGCGGCGUUAUUGCGGGAAAUUGUCCUGGAUUUUACACCGUUUUUGACGAAAACUUUAAUUGGAUCGCAUGAUCAAGAAUUGUUGGCUGAAGGCAAAGGUCUUUCUACGUUUAAAGAUAGCUCAUCCGUUGUUGAAUUGGUAAUGUUGCUGUGCUCCCAAGAAUGGCAGAACUCCCUGCAGAAGCAUGCGGGAUUGGCGUUUAUUGAGCUGGUCAAUGAAGGCCGUUUGUUGUCACACGGGAUGAAAGACCAUAUUGUUCGUGUGGCCAAUGAAGCCGAAUUCAUCCUUAAUCGUAUGCGAGCGGAUGAUGUGCUUAAGCAUGCAGAAUUUGAGUCACAGUGUGCGCAGACACUGCAUCAACAUCGGGAAAACGCCAAGCUGUGUGAUCGAUUAAUCAGCUCAGCCAGACGAAGGGAUCAUGCUUUCGCUAGGAAAACAGUCGAUAAAAUUCUGAGCGUCAUGACCGAUCAGCAGGGCACAUGGAAACUCAUCGAGUCCAAUCGGAUGAAACGCUUUUGGCGCCUGGAUAACUGGGAGGACGAUUGUCGCCGGCGCCGUCGACUGGUACCUAACCCAUACGGGAGCAAUCAUCCGGAAGCGGUGCUGCGAUCUAACAGCAAUACAGGAUCCGAUGUCACCGAAGACGCCAUGCAGCAGGCCGAAGAGCCUCUUCACGCCAAAUUGGCUUCCUUGGGGCUGGGUCACCGAGAGGUACCUCUGGAGGUGGGAGAUGAUUCCGAUGCCAACUCCGAAGAUCAAGAUAUCGACUAUAUCCAGACCACGACAGCCAAAACUAUGGGUCCAGUUACAUUCACCUCUGAAUGCAAAUUAAUUGCACCCGGUGUCGUGUUGAAAGGAACCUUAUCCAUCACUUCGAAUGAUUUGUAUUUUGAUGCGGACGAAGAUGAUAAUGAAUUUGAAACAUCUGACCCCGAGGUUCUGCGUUACUGCGAUAACCUUCAUGGACACUGGAGCUUUUACGAUAUUCGGGCCAUUUUUGCGCGACGCUUUAUGCUGCAGAAUGUGGCAUUGGAGAUUUUUCUUUCCACACGCUCAUCGGUUAUGUUCGCCUUUGCUGAUCAUGCAACCGUUAAGAAGGUGGUUCGCGCUCUCCCCGGUGUAGGAAUUGGCACCAAAUACGGAAUUCCUCAAUCCCGUUAUGCAUCCAUGAUGUCUCCCAGGAAAAUUUUUCGCCAGUCCAACAUGACCGUAAAGUGGCAACGACGGGAAAUCUCCAAUUUCGAAUACCUUAUGUAUCUCAAUACGAUUGCGGGGCGGACAUAUAAUGACUUGAACCAGUAUCCGGUCUUCCCUUGGAUUCUAGUUAAUUAUGAGUCCAAAGAACUUGAUUUGACAUUGCCCAGUAACUACCGUGACUUAUCAAAACCGGUUGGUGCAUUGAACCCGAGCCGACGGAAAUUCUUCGAAGAACGCUACAAUACAUGGGAGCACGAACAGAUCCCAGCUUUCCACUACGGAACCCAUUAUUCCACAGCUGCUUUUACGUUAUCCUGGCUGAUGCGGCAGGAACCCUUUACGACCUUCUUCCUUAAUCUCCAGGGCGGGAAAUUCGACCAUGCCGAUCGCACGUUCGCCUCGGUGGCGCAGGCGUGGAAGAACUGCCAACGCGACACUUCGGACGUGAAAGAAUUGAUUCCGGAAUUUUUUUAUCUGCCGGAAAUGUUCGUUAACAGCAACCGCUAUCAGUUUGGCCAACAGGACGACGGAAACGUGGUGACUGAUGUAACACUACCAGCGUGGGCCAGCACACCCGAAGAAUUUGUCCGUUUGCACAGAAUGGCUCUGGAGUCGGAAUUCGUAUCCUGUCAAUUGCACGAAUGGAUCGAUUUGAUAUUCGGAUACAAACAACGCGGUCCGGAAGCUGUGCGUGCCUGCAACGUUUUCUAUUAUUUAACAUAUGAAGGCAGUGUUGACCUGGAGAAUAUGGAUGAUCCCAUCAUGAAGGCAGCCAUCCAGAAUCAGAUCCGUAAUUUUGGCCAGACACCGACACAGCUGCUGCGCGAACCGCACACACCGCGCAGUUCACUCAUGCACGUGAGUCCAAUGAUAUUCCGACCGAUUCUGGAGGAUGUUUGUGGCCAGCCUGUACGCUUCCCGUCCAAAUCACCCAUCUGCCACAUUGCUGCCAAUACGUUCCCGCAGCUUCCGGCGCCCAGUGUCGUCACCAUCGCCUCCAAUCAUACGUUUGCCGUCAACCGUUGGAACGCCGGUAGCGGUCAGCCAGCGGGCGGUACAUCAGCGUAUACUGAUUCUGUCGCGGAGCCCAAUUCCCAGACACCGGCACUUAUUACUGUCGAUCCAGUUGUUGCAACAAACCCUCCUCCUAAUAGUCCUUCCCGCCGCAAUCUCGGCAGUGAUUUCGACCAGAGAAUACAGCUGCGCUCCAGCAGUUUCACGACCACGGUGGAGAGCCGCUUCAUCUUUGCGUGUGGAUUUUGGGACCAUAGUUUUCGCAUUUUCAACACAGAUACCGGCCGAUUGGUGCAAGUCGUGUAUGGACACUACGGAACGGUGACCUGUGUGACGCGGUCCGAAUGCAACAUUACCUCGGACUGCUAUGUGGCCACUGGCUCCGAGGAUUGUACGGUGCUCUUGUGGGUGUGGAAUGCGAGGAAUCAGUGCAUUGCCGGGGAUUCCAACACUGCAGGAGAGCCACCAACUGCUAAAGCGACACUGACCGGACAUGAAGACACGGUGGUAUCGCUGGUGGUUUCGGCGGAAUUGGGAUUAGUUCUGAGUGCCUCGAAAGGCGGUCCAGUUUUGAUGCACAGUACAUUAGGCGAACUUCUUCGUUCGCUGGAAAUUCCCGGUGAUUUCAAGAGUCCCGAUCUGCUGAUGAUGGCGCGCGAGGGCAUGCUGCUGGUGAAAUACGAUGGAGCCAAUGUGGCCGUAUAUUCUCUAAACGGCAAGUUAUUGCGAGCGGCUACGGGACCGGAGAAAAUUGAGGCGAUGGCUAUUACACGCGAUGGCGAAUAUUUCGUGACUGGUGGUGAUAAAGGCAUUGUGCGAUUGUGGAGGACAUUUUCCGUUAAUCCACUGUAUUCUUAUCCGUCGCUGGAUGCAUCCAUCCGAUCGUUGGCUCUUUCGCACGAUCAUAGGAUUAUUCUAGUGGGCCUGAAUAACGGCAGCGUGGUGUUGCUGAAUUUGGAUUUGAACAAAUGGCAUCAGGAAUAUCAGCGGCGCUACGACUAAAUUAUUGGCCAGAUCCUGUUUCCAGUGUGUGUGGUAAUCCAGAUGUUGCUUUUCACAAAAUUAAGAAACCCUUCAAACUGUGUAUCCGUGUGACGUUGUCCCAUUCCGGCAGCUCUUCGACAUAAACCAGAGAUGUGUCUUUUCUGCUGUGCACUAUUCCGGUUAGAUGGAUUAAGUUAAGUACAAUUUCUAUCGUGUUUUUAUUGCUCGUUUCGCAUUCUCACGCACCGUGCUUUGUGGUUUCCAUUGGUUUUUUUUUUGCAAUAAAUUAUUUGUGUUGGUUGGGUUUUUCUAUGAAUAAGUUUUCAGAGUUCAUUUUCCAGCUGAUUUAUUUUUAUCAGACUGUGCCUGUAUUUUCAGUGUUUCAAAAUGAUAUUGGCGAAAAUUAAUAAAGGAUUUUGCUGUCA
Paramacrobiotus metropolitanus is the source of this 8386-nucleotide messenger RNA. Its product is annotated as neurobeachin-like. Bases 243 to 7979 code for a protein of 2578 amino acids. Lineage: Eukaryota; Metazoa; Tardigrada; Eutardigrada; Parachela; Macrobiotidae. The transcript is spliced from 42 exons. Gene Ontology annotation, molecular function: protein kinase binding. Gene Ontology annotation, biological process: intracellular protein localization. Gene Ontology annotation, cellular component: membrane; cytosol. The record is from RefSeq and is a predicted model, not a curated record.